UUUGUCGAAUCGCUUUCUUUCCCCCCUCCCUCAGCGCAACACUAAUCAAACAAAUUUUGGGGGAACCAAUCAAUACACCUAUACCCCAAGAUGAAGCAGAGAUUCUCUUCGUUGGAUGUCAAGGUCAUCACCCAGGAACUUGCCUCGGAACUCGUCAACCUCCGAGUGUCGAACAUCUACGACCUCUCCUCGAGAAUCUUUCUCUUCAAACUCGCCAAACCCGACCACCGCAAACAGCUCGUCGUCGACUCCGGCUUCCGCUGCCAUGUGACGCAGUACUCGCGCGCGACGGCCUCAGCGCCGUCGCCCUUCGUCACGCGCAUGCGCAAGUUCCUAAAGUCGCGGCGCGUCACCUCGGUCCAGCAGCUCGGCACGGACCGCGUCAUCGACUUCGCCUUCAGCGACGGCCAGUACCACAUGUUCCUCGAGUUCUUUGCGGGCGGCAACAUCAUCCUCACCGACCGGGAGCACACCAUCCUCGCGCUGUUCCGGCAGGUCGCGGCCGGCGACGGGCAGGAGGAGGAGACGCGCGUCGGCUUGAAGUACACGGUUGACAAUAAGCAGAAUUACCACGGGGUACCGGACAUCACGCCGCAGCGGGUGCGGGAGACAGUCCAGAAGGCUAGGGAUUUGUUUGCGGCCGAAGGGGGCAGUAAUGCUGCGCCGAAGAAAUCUAAGAAGAAGAACACGGAUGUGCUGCGGAAGGCGCUGUCGCAGGGUUUCCCCGAGUACCCGCCGCUGUUGCUGGAUCAUGCGUUUGCGGUGAAGGGGUUGGAUCCGGCGACGCCGUUGGAGGAGGUUCUGAGCGAUGAUGGAGACUUGUUGACGAGGGUGGUGGAGGUGUUGGAGGUGGCUAAGGCGGAGACGGACAACUUGUCGGUCGGGCAGGGGCAUCCUGGGUAUAUUGUUGCGAAGGAGGAUACGAGGCCGAAGGCUAAGGGGGCUGCGGAGGAGAAGGAGGACAACGAGGAGGCAUCCGGCAAGAAGCCACCGGCGCUCCUGUAUGAGGACUUUCACCCGUUUAAGCCGCGCCAGUUCGAGGGCAAGCCCGGCGUCACGAUCUUGGAGUUUGAGAACUUCAACAAGACCGUCGAUGAGUAUUUCUCUUCCAUCGAGUCGCAGAAGCUGGAGUCGCGGCUCACGGAGCGCGAGGAGGCCGCGAAGAGAAAGCUGGAUGCGGUCCGGCAGGAGCAUGCGAAGCGGAUUGGUGCCCUGCAGGAGGUCCAGGGGUUGCAUAUCCGGAAGGCGGCCGCUAUCGAAGAUAAUGUCUACCGGGUGCAGGAGGCCAUGGAUGCUGUCAAUGGUCUGAUUGCGCAAGGAAUGGACUGGGUCGAAAUCGCGCGUCUGAUUGAAAUGGAACAGAGCCGAGGUAACCCCGUUGCGAGGAUUAUCAAGUUGCCUCUCAAGCUUCACGAGAACACGAUUACGUUGGUGCUGGGAGAGGCUGGAGAUGAGGAGCAAGGUGAAGGCGAGGAGCUUUUUUCGGAUGACGAAGACGAGUCCGAGUCGGAGGAUGAGAGGGAGGACGAUGAGAAUUUUGAAAAGAGGGCCGAUGUAUUGGUGGUUGACAUCGAUCUUGGGCUCUCCCCAUGGGCGAAUGCGACCCAGUACUACGAGCAGAAGAAACAGGCCGCUGUGAAAGAACAGCGGACGACGCAGUCCUCUGCCAAGGCGCUCAAGAGCCACGAGAAGAAAGUCACGCAGGACCUCAAAAGGAACCUGAAGCAAGAGAAGCAGGUUCUCCGCCCGGCUAGAAAGCUUUUCUGGUUCGAGAAAUUCCUCUUCUUCGUCUCUUCUGAGGGAUACCUGGUUCUCGGUGGCCGUGAUGCUAUGCAGAGCGAGAUGCUAUACCGGCGGUACCUCAAGAAAGGCGAUGUCUUCGUGCAUGCGGACCUUCAAGGUGCUACGCCGAUGAUCGUCAAGAACAGAGCGGGCACGCCUAACGCGCCUAUUCCUCCCAGCACACUCUCUCAAGCUGGCAACCUAUGUGUUGCUACAUCGAGUGCUUGGGAUUCCAAGGCAAUCAUGUCCGCUUACUGGGUCAAUGCCAGCCAAGUCUCCAAGACCGCUGAGGUGGGUGGUCUUGUCCCUACUGGCGAGUUUGUCAUCAAGGGCGAGAAGAAUUUCCUGGCCCCAUCCCAGCUUGUCCUGGGAUUUGCAGUCAUGUUCCAGGUUAGCAAAGAAAGUCUACGGAACCACAAGCUACGCCAGUUCGACGAACCUACGGCUGCGGAGCCGAUCGCCGAGGAGGGCGCUCACGCGGAAGCCGGCAACUCUAAUGAUGCUAACGACAGCCCGUCGGAUGACGAAAAUGCCGAGGAAGAGGGGGAGCAGGAGGAGCAGUCUCCUCAGACGGAGAAGACAGCUGCGGAUGAGACUCUGCCGGAAGAAAGCUUAACCUCCACUCAAGAUCAGGGCAAGCGACAACUCUCCGCUCGAGAGCGUCGUCUUCUCAGGAAAGGACAGCCACUCGACUCCCAGGAUAGUACACCCAAGGAAGCCGAAGAGAGCUCAAAGAAACCGGGGUCGAACGGCGCACCGGCCAAAAUUACGAACACCAAGCAGGCGGGCUCCGCUCGGGGCAAGAAGGGCAAGGCAAAGAAGGCCGCGGCCAAGUAUGCAGAUCAGGACGAAGACGAGCGGGAGCUGGCACUCCGCUUGCUGGGCGUGAACAGCGAGAAAGCCGCCAAGUCCGCUGCAGAGGCGGAAGCCAAAGCCAAGCGUGAGCAGGAAGCUGAGGCCCAGAAGAAGCGUCGCAGAGCCCAGCAUGAGCGCGCAGCGGAGGCCGAGCGCAAACGACAGGCUCUCUUCGAAGGGGGUGCUGAUGACUACGACGAGGAGACGGCCGCCGCGGAAGCUGCGGAUCUCGAGUGGAUUCCUGCCAUGAUCGGAACGCCUCAUCCUGACGAUGACAUCCUCGCGGCCAUCCCGGUGUGCGCUCCCUGGGCUGCCCUGGGCCGGUACAAGUACAAGAUCAAAUUGCAGCCCGGUACUGUGAAGAAGGGGAAGGCUGUCAAGGAGAUCAUUGGACGAUGGGUCGCCGAAACGACGACUGGCAAGGUCAAGAAGGAGCAUGCCGAGGACGCUGGCAUUAACCGGGCAGCAGCCGAGAAGCUCCGCGAGCGUGAAGGCGAGUUGAUCAAGGGGUGGAAGGAUACUGAGAUCAUUAACUCAGUCCCUGUGGGUAAGGUACGCAUCAUGACUGGUGCAGGAGCCAGCGGAGGUGAUAAGGGCAAAGGGAAAGGUGGUGGUGGCGGCGGCGGCGGGAACAAAGGAGUGGUGUUGUUCCUCUCUCGUCUUCUUGCUGGCGGAUUCCCGCGCAGCUUUGUCCGGUUCGCUUCGUCGUCGUCUUCUUCUUCUUCCCUUACAGCCACUAUGCCACCCAAGCUAGACACGCGGAUCGUGUCGGUUCGCCGACUCAACAAGGAAGGUCCUGGUGAGCGAUCACUCGCGCAAUGGUGGGCCGAUGAAUGCAACAACAACACCCCUGAAGCGGCUGCGAUCGAAGAAGCCGCACAGCUCCUGCAGACGAGCGACAUCCCGGUCGCAUUUCCCACGGAGACAGUGUAUGGAUUAGGCGCCGAUGCUACUCGCAGUGACGCCGUGCAGGGGAUCUACAAGGCCAAGCAGAGGCCAUCCGACAACCCGUUAAUUAUCCACGUGGAUUCCCUUGGAAUGCUGGAGCGCAUCCUCAAUCCCGUCCAUCACAGUCCCACGCGGGUCACGAGCACCGCUCAGAACAAGCUCCCCGCCAUCUACGACUCGGUCAUCUCCCGCUUCUGGCCCGGUCCUCUCACAAUCCUCGUUCCGAACCCUUCCGGAUCCCCCCUUGCGAACGAAGUCACCUCGAACCUCACUACCUUCGGCGUGCGGAUGCCAUCGUCGCCGCUGGCACGUUUGUUGAUUCAUGUCACAGACCGACCACUCGCGGCUCCUUCGGCCAACGCCUCCACGAAACCUUCCCCGACAGCCGCAGAGCACGUACACCAUGAUUUGCAAGGCCGCAUCGAGCUCAUCCUCGACGGGGGCCCCUGUGGAGUUGGAGUGGAAAGCACAGUCAUCGACGGGCUCUCUGAUCCCCCGGCGAUCCUUCGUCCUGGUGGUAUCGGCAUCGAGGAGUUGCGACAAUGUCCAGGGUGGGAGAAUGUGCAGGUCGGAUACCACGAUGGCACGCUCGAUGUGAAGGAGGUGCCCCGUGCGCCGGGCAUGAAGUACCGACACUACUCCCCCAAGGCUCGGGUGGUCCUUUUCGAGCCCGAAUCCGCCGACGAGGGCAUCCGAAACCACAUCCGCAAGGACCUGGAGGACUCAGCGGUUGGCGCGCAUAGCAUCGGGGUGGUGCGUACGCGCAACUGGAAGCAAGGCAUGGGACUGGUCUCAGAGGAGGAGAUUCAGAACGGCGUGAAGUCUGUCGAGAGCUUAAUGGAAAAUCUGGUCUCGUUCCCUGUCCCCGUUGAGGAUAAGAUCAAGGGGUGUGUGGUGACAAAACAGACCUUCGACUGCCAUCUCGGCCCGGACAUCAAGUCGAUCGCCCAGGGAUUGUUUUCGGCGUUGCGGGCGAUGGAUGAAGUAGAGGUGGAUGUCAUUUAUGUCGAGGGGGUGCCUGAUCAGCAAGGUGACCUGGCCGCGGCGGUGAUGAAUCGGCUGCGGAAAGCCGCAGGAGCCGAGCUUCGGGUCUGAGUUAUGACGAUUGGAGUUAUUUUUCUUUGUUUUCAUACAUUUAGCUUUUUUUUUUAAUUUUGGCAUCUAUCUUUGGGCGGUCAUCUUUGAAGUUCGUUUAGACGAGCAUAAAUUCUAGAUACGAUUCGUUAUGAACAAUUUCGGGGUUUC
Aspergillus japonicus CBS 114.51 is the source of this 4830-nucleotide messenger RNA. RefSeq lists its product as uncharacterized. NCBI's taxonomy places the organism in Eukaryota, Fungi, Ascomycota, Eurotiomycetes, Eurotiales, Aspergillaceae. The transcript has 6 exons. Gene Ontology annotation, molecular function: double-stranded RNA binding; ribosomal large subunit binding; tRNA binding. The coding region runs from base 91 to 4680 and encodes 1529 amino acids. The record is from RefSeq and is a predicted model, not a curated record. Gene Ontology annotation, cellular component: RQC complex. Gene Ontology annotation, biological process: ribosome-associated ubiquitin-dependent protein catabolic process; rescue of stalled cytosolic ribosome.